Molecule: messenger RNA, 2243 nt
Organism: Girardinichthys multiradiatus
Lineage: Eukaryota; Metazoa; Chordata; Actinopteri; Cyprinodontiformes; Goodeidae
Product: phosphatidylinositol transfer protein alpha isoform-like
Exons: 12
Coding region: 277-1080 (267 amino acids)
Biological process (GO): phospholipid transport
Cellular component (GO): cytoplasm
Molecular function (GO): phosphatidylinositol transfer activity; phosphatidylcholine intramembrane carrier activity; phosphatidylinositol binding
Source: RefSeq, a predicted model, not a curated record
GUCUAAUAUAUAUAUCGACAGGAACAACAGUAGCAAAAUUUGUCGUUAGAAAAAAACAGGUCCAAGCUGGUAAAACAGGUUGAUAAUUCUCCGACGGCACCUAAAUACAACAGCCAGUUACCUGAAACUAGGUGGGUAACUCCUCGGCGACGCCGCGCCUCUUCUACACACACUGCAUCUAACAGGAAGAAAGCCUGUCAAACGGCGGUGAAUGAGCUGCUCGGUUCGGCUCUUUCUACACUCGUACCGCGACGUUUGGACGGUGGCACAGCCAACAUGCUGAUUAAAGAGUUCCGGAUUGUCCUGCCCAUCUCAGUCGAGGAGUACCAAGUGGGCCAGCUGUACACAGUAGCAGAAGCCAGUAAAAAUGAGACGGGAGGGGGAGAAGGUGUGGAGGUGCUCGUGAACGAGCCAUAUGAGCAGGAUGGGGAGAAAGGACAAUACACCCAUAAGGUCUACCACCUGCAGAGCAAAGUGCCGCAGUUUAUUCGCAUGAUUGCUCCAAAAGGUUCUCUUGAGGUGCACGAGAAGGCCUGGAAUGCAUAUCCCUACUGCCGGACAAUCCUUACGAACACCUAUAUGAAAGACAAGUUUAUGAUCAAGAUCGAGACGUGGCACAAACCUGACAUGGGGGAUCAGGAGAACGUACAUAAAGUGGAUAAAUGGGAUACAGUGGAGGUUAUUAAUAUUGACAUCGCUGAUAAAAGUGCCAUCAAUCCAAAGGACUACAAGGCAGACCAGGAUCCUGCCCUCUUUAAGUCAGAGAAGACCGGAAGAGGCCCACUGGGACCUGACUGGCAGAAAGAACUCGCCAACAACCCCAACUGUCCUCACAUGUGUGCCUACAAGCUAGUCACUGUUGAAUUCAAGUGGAUGGGACUACAGAACAAGAUGGAAAGCUUCAUUCAAAAGGUGGAAAAGCGUUUGUUUACCCACUUCCACAGGCAGCUGUUCUGCAGCAUUGACAAAUGGAUCGAACUGUCGAUGGAUGACAUUCGGCGUAUGGAAGAGGAGACAAAAAAGGAGCUGGAUAAGAUGAGAGAGACUGACGAGAUUAAAGGAAUGAGUGCUGAUGAGUGAUGUUCAAGUCAACACCCGUGACACAGAAGGACCUGACCUCAACCUGCAAGCUCACACUCCACUCAUCAAGCUGACUGGAACUACCGUGGCAUCCUAGGCAUAAUCAAGAAUACCCCCACCCCCUUUACAUCUUAAUAAAGAUUUGCUCUUAAUAAGAGCUCAUUAUUAUAAAGCAAUCGUGCAUUUUUAUGUACUACAUUUAAAUCUGACUGCGGCUGCUUUCAUUUUAGCUUUUUAUUUUAGAUGCAAGUUAAGAGAUCUGCUUAUAGGAUGAAAUAUUCUUGUUUAUGCCUAUUUCUUACAAGUUUAAAAAUAUUACAGUGAUAGUGUGGGUCCUCUUGGCAGGAGCAUAUCCAACUACUAUAGUCUGUCGGAAUUUGUUCCUCCUCUUGAUUUUGUGUAAUUUCUCAGAUUUUUUGUUCACUUUUCACAGCAAGAAAAACCUAGCAGUUUUCUGUCAACAUUUGUAAAUGUUUUUUUACUGUAAUUACCCAGCAGAAUACAUACUCCUGUUAUUUCCCAAUAUUUAGCAAAAUUGACAUUUAUCCCACAUGUUAUGCCUUCCAUUCUGCCAUGGUGGCCUGAGACAGUAAAAAUACGUAGUUAGAUUUUUUGUGACACAUGAGGGUGUUUUAAAAGAUGGUUAUCCUGGCAUCACAUGGCCAGAUUUUGGUGAGGUACUGGACACUUGUAUGUACCUUUUUAGAAUGUGGGUUUGGGUUUUAUGUCUCAAAUAACCUGAACUGGUUGCUGAUUUAAGAAUAUUUUGUCAUUGUGAGUCUAGUCAUGUGUCAAAUGCAAUAAUCUGGAGUUCUGUUUUUUGGAUUUGUGCAUUAUGUUAAAGACAUCGUUUUCCAUUUGUAUGUUAUGCAAUUAAUAUUGAGUUCUGGAAGCAGUCCAUUAAGACGAACAUAAUCACCCCAUGUUUGCACCCUAAACGUUUGACACUUCAAAAUAAAAGCAUAUUCACAAGCAUAGAUACCCUAAUGGUCAAAAUAUAGAGGAGUUUUAUUCAGCUAGUUUUUUCUGUAAUUGAAAACCAGUUAUAAAAUAGGUUUUUGCACCUACAUAUAAUUGUAGAACAUUUAAGGUCACUACAUUGUGUAUUUUUUUCCAGCCUUCAAUGUUCACUGACAAUAAAAACAUUUGGAUGAUGAUAUAUA